AUGGCGUCGUACAUGUACUAUCCAAACUACGCUGCUCCGCAGCUACAACCAUUCCAUGGGCACUCGCAGUCAAUGGGCGCCCCUCCUGUGGGAAAUUAUGGCUACUAUCAGGCGGCUCAGCCUAUGCAGCCAUACUACCAGCCCCAGCCUCACCGCUCCUUUCACAACCAUUCUUCGAGUUACCCAAUGGUUAUGCCUCCCCCAGGAAUGGGUUACUUGGCACCCCCUGCCCCAUCCCACCACAUGCCGUUGCCACCAGUUCAGCCUCAGCUACAACCUCCUGUUCAGCAACACCCACCUCCAGCUCAAAACCCUGAGUCUCAAGUAAACGGUGGUGUUCGUGAGGUUCUCGACUACGACCUGAAGUUGAUGUCAGAAUUUGUGGUUAAAAACGCUUAUUUGGUUUUUGACAACGAUGAUGCCAUUAAUGUCGAGUCGUCCAGCGUCGUGGAUGUUUUCACUAAGGGCGUGAGCUCUGUGUUAAAUGCAACUAGGUUGCCUUCAGUUACAAUCUUCAUGGCUCUAGAUUUCCUCUGCAAGUACAUCUCCAAACUGCCAGCUGGCGUGGAGGCUGUCGGAGGCGAUUCUGUCAACGUGAUUUACCAAAACUUGAUGAUUGCGUUGGUUUUGGCCAACAAGUUCAACGAUGACAAGACUUUUACCAAUAAGUCUUGGUCGCAUGCGACUGGUAUGGAAUUGUCUGUGAUCAAUCAGUUUGAGAGGGCCUGGCUUGCUGUUUUUGAAUGGAGGUUGUUUGAUGACAACUUUGUGUUGUUUGAUGAGUAUUCUAACUCAUUUAAACAAUAUUGUCAAGAAAAGAGUUCACCUGUCCAUCAAUACAACGCGCCUUCGUUGCCACCUUCUGCAAGCUGCGUUUCUGGGUUGUCACCAGUCCAACAAAACUGUUCUGGCUUUCAAACACCUAUGCAGGCUCCGCCAAUGGUGUAUUCUUCGCCAUGCUUUACUGAAGAGAGAAGCACUACUAGCAACUCUUUCUAUCAGCCUACAUUUGCGUCUCCUAUUUCCAAUGAGAGCCCAAUGACAAAGCAGGGUAUGAACGGCUAUAGCUACAACUACUACAGCGCCCCACAGCCAGCUCCAGCUCUUGCUCCAAUGUCUUCGAAUUUGCUAUGGAACAAUAGAGUUGACGAAUUUUAUCCACAAUCUCAAUUUGCUCCUCCAAACAAGGCCUACUACUGUUACUCUAACUGA
Molecule: messenger RNA, 1212 nt
Organism: Lachancea thermotolerans CBS 6340
Lineage: Eukaryota; Fungi; Ascomycota; Saccharomycetes; Saccharomycetales; Saccharomycetaceae
Gene: CLG1
Product: Clg1p
Exons: 1
Coding region: 1-1212 (403 amino acids)
Biological process (GO): regulation of cyclin-dependent protein serine/threonine kinase activity
Cellular component (GO): cyclin-dependent protein kinase holoenzyme complex; nucleus
Molecular function (GO): cyclin-dependent protein serine/threonine kinase regulator activity; protein kinase binding
Source: RefSeq, a predicted model, not a curated record